AUGAUGUCCGGCCCAUCAUCCCUGCGCUCAAUGGCCUCGUGCUGGACGUCACUCACCCAGUCCCUCAAGAUCCCCACCCUCCUCAAGCCCACGCUCCUCCCCACAACCUUCACCCGGAACUUCAUCGUCGCCCCCAAGCGCGAAAAGCGACGCAUAAAGAUCCACCCGCCCAUCAAAGGCCCCCCCAAGAGCCCGCUGCAGGCUCUGACCACCCAGGCCCUGCAGACGCUCGACCCCAACGGCACACGCCAAAAGAUGUUCUCGCGCCACAACAAGGACAGCAUCCGUCCUGGCGACAUCGUCCAAGUGCGGCGCCGCAACGGCGAUCCCUUCUCUGGCGUGCUUCUCAACAUCCGCCGGCGCGGCGUCGACAGCGCUUUUCUGCUGAGGGACCACCUGACGAGGGUGGGUGUGGAGAUGUGGUUCAAGCUGUACAGCCCCGCGAUUGAGGAUAUCGAUUUGGUGCAGAGGAAGGCCAAGAGGGCGAGAAGGGCGAAGUUGUACUACAUGAGGCAGCCGAAACAUGACUUUGGGUCUGUGGCGAAUGUGGUCAAGGAGUACACGAGGCGUGUUAGGCCGACACAGAGGCAGAGGAAGUAG
This is a messenger RNA of Morchella importuna, 600 nucleotides long. RefSeq lists its product as uncharacterized. The coding region runs from base 1 to 600 and encodes 199 amino acids. The record is from RefSeq and is a predicted model, not a curated record. Gene Ontology annotation, molecular function: structural constituent of ribosome. The transcript has 2 exons. Gene Ontology annotation, biological process: translation. Gene Ontology annotation, cellular component: ribosome; mitochondrial large ribosomal subunit. NCBI's taxonomy places the organism in Eukaryota, Fungi, Ascomycota, Pezizomycetes, Pezizales, Morchellaceae.